Molecule: messenger RNA, 510 nt
Organism: Westerdykella ornata
Lineage: Eukaryota; Fungi; Ascomycota; Dothideomycetes; Pleosporales; Sporormiaceae
Exons: 1
Coding region: 188-451 (87 amino acids)
Source: RefSeq, a predicted model, not a curated record
ACAUGCAUGUUGGGACUAGUCUGCAACCCCAUCUCUGAUCCCCUUGACGUCGAGACCUCCGACCUAGUCGGUCUAUUCAGACCGGGAGAGAGGGAGUGGGGGGUGCCGGCCGGGGUUGUAGUGGUGGGUAUUUGUUUUGGGGAAAUUGUGGUGGAGGGAGAGGGAGAGGGGAUGGGGGAUUUGGAGGAUGGGAGACAUAUUGUUCCUCAUGAUCUGUAACUUAAAUCUUGCAGGAGGAAGUGCUGUGAACGUUGCUGGACCUUCGUCAAGCCAGGUCUUUCUCAGCGUAUUUCGGGCUGUGGGUGAAGUAUUCUUUUCUCCCUGUUAUUCUGCAUUGGGGCUAAGGAUUUCGUUUGUUACCUUUUUUUUUUCUUGGAGUUCUUUGACAUGUAACCUUUCACUCGAGCUCUUCUUCUCACUCGAGCUCUUCGAAAUGAGUCUGGCAUUGUGAGUAGGUAGCAUCCCUAAAACAUCUAACAAUCGAACAAUACCCAUCGAAGGACUUGGGCC